AUGGAACCAAUGGACGAGGAUGAGGGAUUUGGGGCAGCGAUUGCCAUCGGAUCCGAAACAACAGAGGCUGAAAGAGAAUUCGCAAAGGUUCUGGAACAGUUGCGCGAGGCGGAGGGUUUGAAGUUAUACGCCGACGUGUAUACGAAACUAUACGACUCGUAUUACAAGCUUAAAGAAGACAAUGGCGAGCAAACGGAACAAAUCAACAACCUUAAGACGAAACUUGGCCGAUUCGACGACACCGUGUCGGACUACAUCAGCGAACUGUCAGACGCCCAGAAGACUAUCGAGCGACUCAACGCGGAAAUCGAUGAGGCAAGAGCACUUGCGGACGCAAUGCACGCUCGCGAACUCGCCAGCGUGGAGAGCUUGGAAACCAUGAAGAAAUCCCUCACCAGAUUGGAGAAGGAACUGGACGCGAGGAAACGCGCGGGCGACGACGACGCAGGAGCAACGUCGGCGGUGAAAGAGAAGGAGAAAUUCGAGAAAGAGAAGGCGCGACUCCAGGGAGAACUGGACAGCGUGAAGCUGAGGCUCACCAACGCCCUCGGCUACAUCGAGGAGUUGGAGUCGAAGAACACCGCCGCCGAGGAGACCAUUGCCAAGAUGGAGGAGCACCUUGAAGAAGCGGAAAACAACGCGGUCCGACAGAACAGGCUGGUGGACUUCAUGAAAACUGAAUCUGACUCAUUGAAGAUGGAGAUCGAGAACAGAGGCGCCCUCAUCGGAAGUCUGCAGGAUAAGCUAGGUAAAGCUGAGAAGGGCAUGGAGCGUCGCGACAAACAACUGAGGGACAUGGGUAACAAACUGGAGGCGGCGGUGCAGGAACAGGAGUCCGCCACCGCCAAGGCGAAGGCUUUGAGGGAGCAGCUGGACGCGAACAACGCGCUGUUCGAGGAGACAAAGAAAAAGCUGAACUCCGCUUCGAAGGAGCUGAAGAAUUCGAUCGACGACGGCGUCAAGCUUCGCAACGAGGUGUCAAAGCUCACGAAGAACAACGUGCAGCAGUUGAAGAAGUACCAACUGCUGGAGCAGAGCAAGGCCGCGGUUGAGACUGAAAGAGAGCGUCUCCGUCAGCAAGUGACCGUGAUGGAACGGGAGAUAAUGCUCGGCAACAAACACGCUGAGGCGGACAAGAGGGAGAUUGAGAACCUCAACAGGGAGAAGGACAUCUUGAACAAGAACAUCCAGAAGAUACAGAACGAAGCAAUGGAGAACCUGCAAAUGCUAAAUCUCCAGGAACAGCGACGGAAGCAGCUGGAACACGAGCUCGAGGUGAAUGCAGCGCAGAUGAGCAAGCAGAGGCUCGCCAUCCGGCAGCUGGAAAAGGAUAAAGACAGAAUGUUGGAAGAAACGAUCGCUCUUAACGAAAAAAUCGACGAGAUCUCAGAGGAGGUACGUCUCCGAACCGCGGACAUCCUUGAUUUGAACAAGGCUCUACGCGAUGAAGCGAUCAAGACGCGCAAGCUAUCUGUCGCCCUGGACUCGACCAGGGCCGAGAGGAACAUGCUCCACAAGAACUACACAGAGGCCGUGGACGAGAUUCAAGACCUGAAGCAGAAACUGAAGAUGCUAGCGUACCAGAUAGAGCAGCUUAAGGAAGACAUCAGCGGCAAAGAGGUCGGCCUAAAGACCUGCGAAGGCACACUGGCCAAGUGCAACAAGAAGAACGAGCAGCUUCGCUCCGAAAUCCAGGCGGGCGCGGUGAAGCUCUCAGAGGCUAAGGCGGACAUCACCGCUCUGAAGCAGGAAGAGGCCAGACUGAACAGGAUCAUACAGGAGGGAGACGCGGCACGUGCCAAGCUGAUGAAGGACCUGGAGGGUCUGAUGAACGAGAGGGACGUGGUCGGAGCCCAGCUGGUGAGGCGCAACGACGAGAUAUCGCUGCUCUACGAGAAGAUACGGAUACUCGAGAUCACGCUCAACAGAGGCGAGCGUCAGUACGAGCAACGUGUGGAGGACAUCCGUCUCCUUCGGCUGGAGAUUAUCAGAUUGCGGAAGGAGAAGAACCUCCUCUCUAAAGGAAUAGAGAACAUGACCGACCUGAGAUUGGAGGUGUUCAACCUGGAAAGGGAGCUGGGGCGGUCGCGGCUGCGUGUGCGCGCGUUGGAGGAGGCGCUGGAGACGCCCCUGAACGUGCACAGGUGGCGAAAGCUGCAGGGCACAGACCCGCAGAGCGUCACCCUCACGCACAAGCUGCGCCUCACGCAGAAAAAAGUACUAGCGCAGAGCGAACUUUUGGUGCUAAAAGACCGCGAGCUCAAGGAGACGAAGAACCUGUACGGAGCCGUCAAAGACAUGCUCGCUCUACAGCCCAGCCCCGAGAUCCAGCAAACUUUGAUUCGCACGCAGCGAGCGCUUGCCCAGAGGACCACGAAAAUGAAAUGUUUAAUAGCCGAAAAAUUCCCCAGUCCAAUAUUUCCUCAAAUUAUUUUGCCGAGCGGUGGCUGUAUAGUUAUAGGUUGUCCAUAUGAGGCAAUCAGCAGCCCCCCCUCCAUGGAACGUCUCCCCGCAGAGCUGGGCAUGAGGGAGAAUCAAGUGACGGACCUGAGACGCGAGCUGGACCGCGCCAAUGGGGAUCUGAACUCCUUCAAGCAGCGCUAUUACGAGAUGAAGAGGGCUCUGGACGCGGACGAGGCUAGGAGGCUGCGAAUACCCACGCCCCCCGCCACGGCGCAACCGCAAGAAACGCUCGCU
Messenger RNA from Iphiclides podalirius (scarce swallowtail), 2697 nucleotides. The record is from the annotation of a GenBank genome assembly. NCBI's taxonomy places the organism in Eukaryota, Metazoa, Arthropoda, Insecta, Lepidoptera, Papilionidae.